Malania oleifera is the source of this 2919-nucleotide messenger RNA. RefSeq names its product putative E3 ubiquitin-protein ligase RF298. The record is from RefSeq and is a predicted model, not a curated record. The coding region runs from base 224 to 2683 and encodes 819 amino acids. Lineage: Eukaryota; Viridiplantae; Streptophyta; Magnoliopsida; Santalales; Ximeniaceae. The transcript has 5 exons.
GUUUGUGACUGCAACCUUUGGAAGCUCGUUGUGCUGUAAAAAGAUAACAAUGGAGUCUAAUUUUCGAAAAUUUGCCUCACUCAACCCUCGGAAACUGCCAGCGUCGCUUUUAGUCUGGAUGCAGCUUUUUGGCUCUGUUAGCCUUACUUAGAAGCGCAGUGAUGUCUUGCUGGGGAUUUGCACGGUCUGUUUAGCAUUGGCCAUCCGCAGAUAGAUAAAUAAGAUGGCUGAUAGUGUUAGCGGUAGCAACUCAGGCUCCUCAUCUAUCUUGCCCAAGAUACAGGAAAUAGGAAUAGCUGGUUCCUCGCCAUACAAUUCGUUUAGUUUCCCAUCCUCAACCUUGAUGGAAUUCCCUAGUUAUGAAUCAUUGGCUGCCAAAUCGCAAAUUACACCGAGUAAUACUGUAUCAUUGGGGGUGAGGACUGGUGAGUCUAAUGAGGAGGCUGGAGCAGAUGGAUUCCAAAUUGCCGGUUGGAAUGAUCCUGUUGCGUGUCAGCUUGAAGAGCUGCUGUCUCUUAAUUUAUAUGAAAAUUACCAGUGUGUGAUUAGGAAGAUUGCUGCUUUUGGGUAUAGUGAGGAGCUUGCUGAGAAGGCCCUUUUAAGCAUUGGGCUCAAUUCUGGGGGCAAAGACUUUGGUUCAAAUGUUGUAGAUCAUACUUUGGGUUUACUGAGGAAAGGGAAGGAGAUUGAUACUUCAAGAGGGUGCAUAUUUAAGGAUUUACAGCACCUAGUGGGGUAUACAUUGCUAGAGAUGAUAUGUGUGCUUAGAGCGGUCAAGCCAUUCUUAACUGUUGGGGAUGCAAUGUGGUGCCUGUUGAUUUGUGACAUGAACAUCUUACAUGCAUGUGCACCAGAAGGGAAUUUCCCAAGUUAUUACAAUGGUGAGGAAAUCUUGGGAGAAACCUCAAGUUCUGCUUUUCCCCAGUUGAAUCCUGAGGGUCAAAGUUCUCAAAGCGUUCAUCCAAAUAUUUCUAAAGCUUCAUUUCCCAAAACGCAGAACUUUCAAUUUGAAUCAUUAAAAUUUGGGUCGUUCCCAAAUUUAUAUAAUACGAGGCUCCCCCAUCUUUAUGAUGGACUAGACCAAGGAAAAGAAAGUCUGGUUUCUGCUUCAGAUACCAUGGAGAAAAACUGUGGGGCUAUGGGAGAUUUUUUCCGAAUUACAUCCCAACAUGCCGCGGAAGAAAAUUUGGAGGCUGGCAAAUUAUCGAGCACAAGUAAAAACAGAAGUGAGUUGAAGACACAGCAGAAGUGGUUCCCUCUUGAGAAAAAUUGUUGGGCUUUCAGUGGGGGGAGGCUUUCUAGCUCAGGUUUUUUGGUUGUGGAGAAAAGAAUAAAACCUCCAGGCAAUCCUCCUGUUAAGCAUAUGAAGAAAGCUUCCUCUCAGAUGUGUAUGGCAGUUGGAGCUGAUGGAAGGCAUCAUUUUUGUACUCCACCAGACCUACCUUCUUCAGAUGUUCUUGCUGCAUUACCUACAAAAGAUACCAUUUGCACUUUGCCUGCGAAAAAUACCAAGUCUUCUGUGUUAUUUCCUCCAGAAAAGAACACUACUUCAAAGCUAGAGUGUGGAAUUCUUGAGACUUCUAAAACUCCUGAUUAUUAUGCACGAAUCCCAUAUGACAAGUCUCUAAGGAAGUAUAUUCCACAGGAUAAGAAUGACGAAGUUAUAUUGAAGCUAGUUCCUUGGCUGCAAGCACUGCAGAAGGAACUCCAUGGCUGGAAUGAAUGGGCCAAUCAGAAGGUUAUGCAGGCUGCUCAUCGGCUCAGGAGGGACCAAUACGAGCUUAAGACAAUGAGGCAAGAGAAAGAAGAAACAAAACAAGAUAAGAAAGACCAGCAAACCUUGGAGGAGAACGCCAUAAGGAGGCUCUCUGAGAUGGAGUUAGCCUUACGGAAUGCUAGUGGUCAGGUUGAGAGUGCUAAUACUGCUCUUCGCAAGCUUGAGGUGGAAAAUACUGUGCUAAAUAAGGAAAUGGAGGGUGCUAAACUAUGGGCUGCAGAGUCAGCUGCUAGUUGUCAGAAAGCCACAGAAAGGGAGCAGAAGGCAUUGAAGAAGGCUCAGACAUGGGAGACGCAGAAGGGUCUGUUGCAGGAAGAGCUUGUGACUGAGAAGUGCAAGGUGACUAGGCUGCAAAAGGAAGUAGAAGAGGCAAAAACUCUCCUGAACCAGAUUGAGGUUCUGUCCAUAAGAAAGGAAAGAGAACAGCUCGAAGCUCUAAUGAAGACAGAAGAGGAUUUGAUCAAGCAACAAGCAAAGAAUGAUAUGCAGAAAUAUAUGGAAGAGAUCAAAAGGCUUGAGAACAAAUUAUCUCUGUUGAGAUUAAAGCGUGAAUCUUCAAGAAUGGUGGCAUUUCAAGGUGCCACUGGUGGAGGCUAUGCGAACUUCCUAACAAAGAGGAAUGCACAGGGUCCAAAGGGAAACCAAACUCCUGCUAUGUUCAACAGGGCUGUAGGUUUUGUGGACAGCAUGGGUACUCGAGGUGUGAGACGAGAGCGGGAGUGUGUGAUGUGCCUGUCUGAGGAAAUGUCUGUUGUUUUUCUCCCAUGUGCACAUCAAGUUGUUUGCGCAAAAUGCAAUGAGCUCCAUGAAAAACAAGGGAUGAAGGAUUGCCCCUCUUGCAGGACGCCAAUCCAGCAGCGGAUAAAUGCAUCUUAUGCCCGUAUAUCUGGAAGGGGAAUCGGGUAAUCUGAGCAAUGGUUUGGCAGUAGGGAAUUGUGUUGAAGUCCUCUGCAGAUCCUAUGUAUUGUCGCUUGUUUUUUUGGUUCCCAUUUUCGUUCCCUAAAAUGGUUUAUGGUUCAUCUACCAAAAUGGUAGGGAGAAAACACAGAGAAGAAAAAUGAAGAGAAAACCAAAGGCAGUUUGCUUUGUAAAGUGCUAGUUACUGGCUAUAUAACGUAUAUACAUCCUUUUUCUUCACUCAA